This is a messenger RNA of Pleurotus ostreatus (oyster mushroom), 1518 nucleotides long. RefSeq lists its product as uncharacterized. The coding region runs from base 1 to 1518 and encodes 505 amino acids. The transcript is spliced from 4 exons. Gene Ontology annotation, molecular function: FAD binding. Lineage: Eukaryota; Fungi; Basidiomycota; Agaricomycetes; Agaricales; Pleurotaceae. The record is from RefSeq and is a predicted model, not a curated record.
AUGCGAUUCACCGUCUCUUCGCUGCUUCUCUUUGGCCUUCUUUCCCCUUCUCGGGCUGUGACCGUAAAUCAUGACCUACGGGAGGAAGCAGCUGCAAGGGACUGCUGUCAGACCUUGCAACGACAGUUAGGCCCGACGGCCGUCCUCUUCCCAGGAUCUUCAGGGUUCCAGCAACUCGUUAACUCGUACUACAGCAGGCAAGAGUCAGAGAUUGUCUCUCAGUGCCGUGUCAGCGCACGUAGCGCCAAGGAUGUCUCAGACGCCAUCAAGGUGAUUACCAACACGGGCUGCAAGUUUGCUGUCCGUUCAGUCGGGCAUAUGCCAUGGGCCGGCGCUGCUAACAUCGCGGCGCCUGGUGUCACGAUCGACUUGAAGCUCAUGGACAGUGUCAAUGUAUCGGCUGAUAGGAAAACAGUCAGCCUUGGUCCCGGAGGGUCGUGGGGACCUGUCUACGACACGCUUGAUCGCUUCAACUUGACUGCAGUUGGAGGCCGUUCUAACACUGUUGGUGUAGGAGGCUUCACCCUCGGUGGUGGCUUUUCGAAUCUUUCACCGUCGCACGGUUUCGCUUCUGAUAAUGUCAUCAACUAUCAGGUUGUCCUCGCAGACGGUCGAAUUGUAAAUGCGAACAAGAAUUCGAACUUCGAUCUCUAUCGUGGUCUCAAAGCGGGCAGCACCAACCUUGGGAUCAUCACUCGCUACGACGUCAAUGCCUUCCCUUUGACGCCAAAGUGGGGCGGAAGCAGGGGAUACAAUGUCUCACAAGGUCCCGCCAUAUUCGAUGCGAUGGCUAAAUUUACUGGCAAGCUUCCCAAAGAACCCCUUGGUGGUGGAUCAGUCGUUUGGGGGUACAACGAGCAGAUGAAGAAUGAUACCAUCUUCGCGACAUUUGCCUAUUUGGGCGCCGACGGUACCCAAUCCAAAGCGGAAUUGUUCUCGGAGAUGCUCGACGUCCCAUUCAAUAGUGAUACCAUCCGAACCAACACCAACCAACAAGCUCUUUCCGACGAAGUUGAUGUCGCCUUCCCUCCCGGCUUGAGGCGCAUCUUCGCUACCCUGACUUUCAAGGUCGAUACGCAAAUCGCUGUAGGCGUUUAUGAGAAGAGCCACGAAGCAUUCGCCGGUCUCGUUGGCAAGGAGGGAAUAUCGUGGUCGGCUUCUUUCCAGCCCAUCUCUGUAACCCAUCUCCAGGCCACUCAACGGGCGGGAGGUACCCUUCAAGGACUCUCUCCUAAAGAUGGAGAUCUCAUAUUGCUCAACCUGAACAGCGUCUGGGUCAACGAAUCUGACGACGCGGCAAUGCAAGCGGCCGUUCGCAAGGUCAUCAACUGGGCAACCCAAGAAGCCAAGAAGCGAAACGUUCUCCACCCCUGGCUGUACAUCAACUACGCCCUUCCGGACCAAGAUGUUUAUAGUUCUUAUGGUCGAGACAACAUCAAAGUCUUGAAACAGAUUCAGGCCAAGUACGAUAACAAGAAUCUGCUCGCGAAGCUCUGGAAGGGUGGUUUCAAACUCUAG